Messenger RNA from Poeciliopsis prolifica (blackstripe livebearer), 3411 nucleotides. It is a transcript of the gene dynlt2b, whose product is annotated as dynein light chain Tctex-type 2B. Gene Ontology annotation, cellular component: cytoplasm; cytoplasmic dynein complex. Bases 94 to 462 code for a protein of 122 amino acids. The transcript has 5 exons. Gene Ontology annotation, biological process: microtubule-based movement. NCBI's taxonomy places the organism in Eukaryota, Metazoa, Chordata, Actinopteri, Cyprinodontiformes, Poeciliidae. The record is from RefSeq and is a predicted model, not a curated record. Gene Ontology annotation, molecular function: dynein intermediate chain binding.
CGUCACUAUAGCAACGGAUACAAUCUUGUAAGUUAGCGUGUGAACAAAUUCAUCUGUUUUUUUAAUAUUUGUGGCCCUAUUUCUCAGCCAGACAUGGUGGAGGAAUCAGAUACAUACCACAUCCGACCUAACCAUCGGCUCAAGUUUAAACCAGCCAUCGUAAAGGGAUACAUUCGUAAUAUUAUAAGGGAGCAUCUUUCUGACGUGCAGUACGACCCAGAGACUGCGGCAGAGCUGACCCGCUCACUGGCAGAGAGCGUGAAGGACAAAGUGAAGACUGCAGAAUUUGACAGAUACAAGAUUGUUGUGCAGGUGCUCAUCGGAGAACAACGAGGACAAGGAGUAAAGAUGUGUGCUAGGUGUUUGUGGGACGCAGACACGGACAACUAUGCAGAAGACGUUUUCAUGAAUCUUGUUCUGUGUGGUGACAGUUUUCGGAAGCUAUUAUUACUGAAGACUUGAAGCAUGGAUGACAGCAAAUCCUUAUAUAUAGAGAUAAGAAAUGAACAUUUGUGAGAUGGCACACUGCCAGCUCUUCAGCUUCUGCAGAGUGGAAAUAUGUCAUUUCUGUCUCCUUUAGACGUAUGAUUCUCACACAGCCUGUGUAGGACCUUUGAUGAUGUAGUGAUAAUGUAAUGAAUGCCCUCAAUAUAAUUUCCUGACUUGAGAAGAUAGAUAUUGAUGACAGAAGCUGUUUGAACAGCUAAUUCUGGAUUGCACCUAAUGAUGUUCCAGUCUGGACUCACAGGUGUUGAAAAGAUUGUGUCAGCUCAGCUGGGCAAAAUAACUUUCCAAAAUUAAUUUUAUUUUAAAAGAUAAUUUAAUAAAAAUAAAUUAUCUUAAUCGACACAUGCUAUUGUUUAUCCUUUGUAGCAGCUGUAUCAGAAAGUGUCAGCAUCAUAACAGAAAUGAUUAUCAACUUUUAUAAUUAUAGAACUAGUCUACACAAAUCUAAAUACUUGGACAUAUAUGGAUUGCAUCACAAUUAUUACCACUUUUCUUUUAUUCUGCAUUCUACAAAUUCUCGUACUUCACACUUAUGCUUUAACUUAGUUUUUUGUGAAUAUUCAAAUGUCCAAAUGUUUAGAGCUACACAGACAGCUUCUAUAAUGAGUUAAAGAAACUGCUCAUAUUUGGAAAAUAAUACUAUCAUCAAAUUUAUGCUGAAAAAUAAUAGCCUUGUAAAGAAGUUAAUAAUGAAAAAUGAAACUAUAUCCUUGCAUGCUGCUGACUAAACAGACAAGGCAAAACACAUGGGACUUAAAUUUUUUAUGACAGAAAAGAGUUUUUUAUUCCCACAAAAUGACUCAUUCCUGCGAGAUACAACAUGUGAGGUGUCUCAAUUUUCCUCUAAAUUAAUCCAAUAAAAUUCAACAUCUACUUUUUUUCAACUGUUUCAUAUCCUCAACUUCCACUUAAACCUGAUACUUUACAGAUAGUUACUGUCAAAUUGAGUGCCUGGUGCAAGUUCUACUGAAGAUUUGCUUAAUGUGGAAAUUACAAAAUACUCUCCUAUUGUAAUCAUUUGUUAAAAUGAAAAUAGGCGUUUUGUAUUUUGUUGUCUUCUCGUUCCCAGUGAAGCUUUAAAUGAAUUGUCUCUUAGUUAAUAUUUUAAAAAUCCAACUCGCUGGCUGUCUUCCUGUCUUCUUUAUCUCUGCACAAUCUGUUUUCUCUUGGCUUUGAGAAAAGCAGUGUUUGUCACUGAUACCUUAUCUUAUCUGCUGAUGUAAGACUGCUCCAGAAUGAAAGAUGUCUGCUGCAGCAAAAACAUCACUGUAACUCAUAGUGGUUCAUGGGUAAGUAGGAUUGUAGAAAUGUUCUUCUCCUCUACUUAUAUUACUUCUAUCUUUCAGGAGACUGCAUAAUGUAAACUGCUCUGGUCUAGGAGAAUUCCCAGUAAUCUGCUAUCAGCCAUUUAAUAUGUUUACACUAAAUGCAUAAUCUCCCAUUUAAAUAUGAGCAAACCACAUCAGCACACAAGGAUGUUUUCUUGGUCAGGCUAAGGUAGGAGCAGAUCAAAUCAGCAGUUUCAAAAUUAGAAACUCGAGCAAAUAGUUUUGUCGAUAUAUCCCGGGGUUAUGUUUAUUCAGCAGAUUUGUUGUUUACUGCUGUGCUUCAGCCCACUGUCAUAAUGCAUGUACAGUUAACUUGGUGUUAUUGAAUCUUGGGGUCUUUGAUUUUAUUCCAGGAUAAAUUGCUGUUGAGUGAUUCUCAAUUUCCUAGUUUCUAGAUAUUCUUCACUGUUAUUCUUUCAAUGCUUUAUGUGUCUUUAGUUGUAAUAUUUCUUUUAGUGUUUAAAAGAAAUACUGUAAAAUAAAUAUUUAUACAGUAUUUCUUUCUGUCUGUUCAAACAAUGUUUUCAUUUUAAGUUUUUACCUGUGCAGCAGCUCUUCACAAUGGUCUUUGGUUGAUCUUUGAAGGCAGACAACUUUCCAAUGAAAAUAUCCAGCCACACUUAACUGUCCUGCCUUCAGCCUCGUCAUUUAAAGCUCUAACUGAGACCUGCAGACUCUGAGGUGAUGGAUAAUAUUUUUGCGGCAUGAUAUGGAUUGACCUGUAGAUGAACUAUGUCUUCUGUGGUCUCUUGAGCAAAUUACGUCCCAAACAUUUCUGCUUGUGAAUAAUCUAUUUUAUAAUAGAAAGGUAAUUUUCAAAUAGUUUUAGAAUUACCUUAUAAACCUUUUUAAAUAGAGGAGGAGCAAUUUUGGUUUUGUCAGUAAUUUCAGGUGGUGCUGUCAUUAUUUUAUCACACACCUGAAGACUCCAGAGCAGUAACUGGCUAAAUGUUUAGUUUUCAUAUUUGUUCUCCUAUGUUUCUACUUGUCCCAGGUUACUUAAGCCCAGUUCACAGGUUUCACUCGGAGGCAUUCUAAUUCCAGCUACGAAGUCCCUCCAAAUUAAAAUUCUGCGCUGCCACACCUGAAUUUAGAGUGAACAAACUAACAUGGACAUCGACGUUGAAGGGGUAACUUUAGUUUGCGGACUUAUGUUAACCCAAAAAAGACGUAACCAAAAACCAAAGCUUUGGAUUAAGAACUGGAGACACUGCGAGCAAGGAUUAUAUUUGUUGCAUCGCAACAUGGAGGUGAGGUUUUUUUCUUUUUUUCAUAAAAAAUACUGUUUUUAAUGUUUUCGGUUUGGUCGUUUAAUUAACCGUUACCGUUUAAGUAUAAUUUUUCGCUGUGUUUAUGUUGUUGUAGAAUAUAUGCAUAUGACGGAAUGACUGAAACAUCAGAGCAGCUUGAAGUAGAAGAAAGCAUUUCCUGCAUAUUCGUUAUUAGAAAAUCGGAUGGCAGUUAUUCUUUUUUCCCCAACUGACCGCGAAAGCUUAACGUAUUCCAGCUCCUUUCAUUUAAACUUAUUGUAUUGUUUAAAAUUGUAUUAUGACUGCAGAAUAAAAUCAAAUGCACC